Messenger RNA from Ceratosolen solmsi marchali, 1729 nucleotides. Its product is annotated as b(0,+)-type amino acid transporter 1. Gene Ontology annotation, biological process: amino acid transmembrane transport. The transcript is spliced from 6 exons. Lineage: Eukaryota; Metazoa; Arthropoda; Insecta; Hymenoptera; Agaonidae. The record is from RefSeq and is a predicted model, not a curated record. Gene Ontology annotation, cellular component: membrane. Gene Ontology annotation, molecular function: L-amino acid transmembrane transporter activity. The coding region runs from base 108 to 1586 and encodes 492 amino acids.
UUUUGACGUCUGUCCGCUACAUCGCGCCGCCUGCUUGUGGACUCGUGUGCUUGCCCUGACUUUUCUUCUGUCUUUCGACGAGCUUUGCGCCUUGCUCUUGCUCCAGAAUGGCAAAAGCAGAGGAAAAACGCGAGCACGUGGGAUUGAAGAAAGAGCUCGGGCUUUUCAGUGCGGUGAGCGUCAUUGUUGCCGUCAUGAUCGGCUCGGGCAUCUUCGUGUCACCAUCGAGUGCCUUGGCACGCUCGGGCUCGGUCGGCCUCAGCCUCAUCGUGUGGACCGUCUCCGGCUUCCUCUCGCUCCUCGGCGCCCUGGCGUUCGCCGAGCUGAGCGCCAUGGUGCCGCGGUCCGGUGCCGAGUACGCCUACUUCCUCGAGGCCUUCGUGCCCCUGCAUUCCUACUUCGGCCAGCUGCCGGCCUUCAUCUGCGCCUGGAUCUUCAUCUUCGUCCUGAGGCCCGCCGAGGUCGCCGUCAUUACACUGACCUUCGCCGAGUACUUUGUCCAACCGUUCAUCCCCUACUUCGGCCACAUCGAGCCCGAAAGCUGGCAUCAGGUAAAGAAGCUCGUCGCCAUAAUGACACUGGGUCUGAUGGUUUACAUCAACAUGACUAGCGUCAAACUGUAUGUGAGAAUGCAGAAUAUUUUUAUGAUAUUCAAAAUAGGCGCUUGCAUGCUCGUCAUCGUCGGCGGUAUCUGGUGGCUUGCGACCGGGCACACGGAGCUCCUAAACGAGCCCUUCAAAGACUCAACCACCUCACCAGGUCAAAUCGCCCUCGCCUUCUACAGCGGUCUGUGGGCGUACGACGGAUGGUCGGCUUCGGCGGUGGUUGCCGAGGAGGUCCAACAUCCCGAGAUCAACAUACUGCGCAGUAUACUCAUAGCGGUACCCAUUGUCACCGUCCUCUAUGUCUCCAUGAAUCUCAUGUACAUGUCGGUCCUCACCAAGGCUGAGAUGAUAAGCGCCCCGGCUGUGGUCGUCGUCUGGGCCGCGAAGGUGCUGCCGUCCUGGAUGAGCUUCGUCAUUCCCCUUGGCGUCGCGGUCUCGACCUUCGGCUGCGGCCUCAGCGUCCAGUUUGGCGUCACAAGGCUCUGCUACGUUGCGGGCAGAGAAGGACACGUGCCGCGCUUCUUCAGUUGGGUGCACUUCGAGCGAAUGACUCCCGCCGUUGCCGUUGCUCAACAAGGAGCGCUUACACUUGCUUGCCUCUGCAUUGGAAAUACAAUCGAUAUUAUCGAGUUUGUCAGCGUAAUUAUUUGGAUCUUUUAUGGACUCGCGAUGGUAGCCCUUAUUGUUCUGCGAAGGAGUAAUAAGCCGUUGUGUGGUAGAAAUCGCCUUGUCCCUAUUGAGAUACCCUGGGUUGUCUUGCUCAUCUCCAUUUUUCUGGCUUUUCUCCCAAUACUGGACACCCCUAGCCAGUCUUAUGCAGUCGUCAUUGCCAUAGUUGCUAUUGGAUGUGUCGUACACUAUGUAUACGUUUACAAGAAGAGGAAAAACAAAUUUAUGCGGAAAUUAACGUAUCUAGUCCAAAUGUUAUUUAUGGUUGUCGCACCUGAUGAAACGGAGAAUAAAACAGGUAUAAGAAAUUAAUUGAAGGAAUAACAAAGAAGGUCAAUAACAGGUAAAGCAAGCCCCAUUGUGCAGUUAAUGUGUAACAUUUCAACAAGAGGCUGUGAAAGCAUAUAUCUUAAGUAUUUUAACAUUUAUUGUUGAUUAAUAAAAACACAACCAGG